AUGGUAACGUCUUGGAUUCUGAAUUCAUUAAUCAAAGAAGUUUCAGACAGUGUGGAAUAUGUAAACGAUUCUGCUGAACUUUGGAAGGAGUUGGAAGAUAGAUAUGAUCAAACCAAUGGAGAAAAAUUGUACCAAAUCCAAAAGGAAAUCAAUGAUCUCGCACAAGGAAUUUUAGACAUCACUGUCUAUUACACAAGGAUAAAGAAGUUGUGGGAAGAGUUGAACACUUUGAAUGUGAAAAAUCAUUGUAGUUGUGUUUGUGUGUGUGGUGCAAAGGAUGGUAUGCACAAGGCUGAGCAAGAUAGCCGUCUAAUUCAGUUCCUUAUGGGAUUAAAUAAAGUGUACAUAGUGGUGAGAGGAAAUAUUCUCAUGAUGAAUUCACUCCCUUCCAUGGUUCAGGCUUUCUCAUUGUUGAUCCAAGAAGAAAAACAAAGAAAAAUUAAGCCUAUUGGUUGA
Messenger RNA from Solanum pennellii, 456 nucleotides. RefSeq lists its product as uncharacterized. The record is from RefSeq and is a predicted model, not a curated record. Bases 1 to 456 code for a protein of 151 amino acids. NCBI's taxonomy places the organism in Eukaryota, Viridiplantae, Streptophyta, Magnoliopsida, Solanales, Solanaceae. The transcript has a single exon.